Durusdinium trenchii is the source of this 1665-nucleotide messenger RNA. Lineage: Eukaryota; Dinophyceae; Suessiales; Symbiodiniaceae. The record is from the annotation of a GenBank genome assembly.
GCAUAACGUUUGGGGUUGUUCCCACUGUGCUUUUGGCGUUGCUGGUAUGAGCUUUCCUCAGUUUUUUUGAGCUUCUGAGAAGCACUGACUUUCCGAAGUAUGGCAACUUUGGAAGGUCUGAAUUGGGGGCUUUGGGUGCCGAGCUGUGGAUUGACAGCUUGGAAUUUGCAUAUUCGGAAACGUUCAGGCUUAUAGCUCGUGACAGCUCCGAUACGGGUUAAAAAGUCAAAGCCAUGCGGCGAUGUUAUUGUUGCAUUGUACGCUGUGUGCAGUUUGAAUUUGUCAUGCCCAAGUUGUCCGGAUACAGAUGGUUUGAGACAAUGCCAUGGUGUUGAGAAUGCGUGCAGAAGAUUUGCAGUACUCAAGGGUCGUGGCCGCUGACAGAUUUGAAGCCGCAUUGGCCAAAUGGGGCAAACAGCCUGUAUCGAGUCCAUGUGCCAAGCCAAGACAGGUGCUGGUGACACUGAGACAUCAGGAGACCCCCAGUUGAAAAGCCAAGACGAGAAGGCUUUGCCUCGGUUGCUUGGUGACUCCGCAAGGAGUGUGGACAAAACUGUUGGAAAAGAAGCGGCGAAGGAUGGUGAAGAACACAACGAGAGCGCCGAGGGCGCAAUGGAAGAUCGAGUCAUUGGCCAGGUAGAGUCAGCUACGUCAGUUGGAGGGUCAAAAGAAGACCAGGAUGAAGGCCACACAAGCAAGGCUUUGCGAAAAUUAGAGAGGGCAGAGGCAAGAAAGCAGGUUCUCCCAUUCCUGCUGCAGAAUGGCUUUCAAACCGUUAAGUCCAAGAAGACAUGGUUCUGGAGGUCUUACUAUCCUCUCCACGCGGCGGUCAAGAAGAAGGACAUCGAGACCGUGCGUCUUUUGCUGACCGCAGGUGCAGACCCACAGAAAUUGAACAACAAGUCAGAGACGCCACAGCAGCUGGCCGAGAGAUUGAAUCGAUCUGGUUCAUACCAAGAGAUCAUCGAAGUGUUGCAGAAUGCGAAGGUCAGAAAAGCAAAGUCAUCACGUUCUCGAAGCCUCAGUGACCAGGGCAGAUCUGGUACCACACAAGAGGUCACCCCCCGAGGCAGGGCACCAAUGCUUUAAAGACAAACACAAUAUAAACACAAUAUAAACAAUGACAAUGAUCAGUUCAUUACAGUUAUGAUAGAAUUGUGUUCAGUUCAUUGAAAAGUCUUGCAGAGCAAGGGAAGGUUGUGAGGACUGCAGCUGGCACGUUGCAGACAGGGCAAACUAGUCAUUCUGCCACGUUUUUUUGUGCUAGGAAUAUGAGUCUAUAAUCGUGCCAACUUGCAAAGUCAAGAUAUGGCCUUUGAACACUUGUGCCAGAGAAUUCAGCGUUGGUUUGCAGAUGUUUGCAGCACAUUGGAUGGCAAGCCGCUGGAUACCAUUCUUUGUGGUUUUGCAACUGCAUUGAACUUUUGUGGAUGCACUUGGUAGCUCAAUGCCAACCCUUGCGGCCUCUUGGCGCAGCAAGGAAAUGCCAAAUUCAGAGCAGCAGAUUGCACAGGUUUGCACAGACUCUGCCUUCUUUUUACUGUCCGCACAGAUUGAACAACUCGUUGAAAAAGGGCACGCUCAGAGGUGGCACCACCACAGUGCAUCUGGUUUGCAGAUGUUCAGCGACGUUGCUUGUUCCGGACGCGUACUCAGCUGAUUCGA